Messenger RNA from Phytophthora infestans T30-4, 2454 nucleotides. Its product is annotated as Sulfate Permease (SulP) Family. Gene Ontology annotation, cellular component: membrane. Bases 1 to 2454 code for a protein of 817 amino acids. The record is from RefSeq and is a predicted model, not a curated record. Lineage: Eukaryota; Oomycota; Peronosporomycetes; Peronosporales; Peronosporaceae. The transcript has 4 exons. Gene Ontology annotation, biological process: vesicle-mediated transport.
AUGUCGACAGAGACUUUCACUGCGGCCUAUGAGAUGCUUGUGCGGCGAAGUAUCGCCGCACAAGCAUCCUGGUACUAUCAUCAAAUGACCAAGUCUCAACAACAGAGCAACACUCAUUGCAAUGCACAGAAACUUGCUAAGCAUAGCAACUCUCUACUGUACGGCGUCGUCAAUGCCGUCCGAGCCAUCCCCACCAUGUACGGAUACGCCGUCAUCAUCUUCAGCCACCACGCCUUCGCCAACUUCAUGCCAGCGCUCUCCAAGCUCGUCAUCUUCUCCAGUGCCGUCCACCAAGUGAUGUUCACACUCAUGAGCACCAUGCCAUUCGCUAUCGGACAAGUCCAGGACGCCGGUCUCAUUUUCCUAAGCGCCAUGGCCACCUCCAUCUGCAACUCGCUCGGAGACGACGUGUCUCCAGAAGCCAAGGUCGCCACAACCAUCGUCACUAUCGGCAUCGCUACAGCUUCACUUGGAGUCUGCCUCGUCAUCAUGGGACGCUUUAAACUGGCAGCUCUCGCUUCGUACUUGCCCAUGCCAGUGAUCGGUGGAUAUCUGGCCUUCAUCGGUGUCUUCUGCCUUUACGCGGGUCUUGCACUCAGCACGGGACUAGUCAUCAACGACUUCUCCUCCAUGAUAGACAUGUUCCACGAUGCUCACAACGUUUUGCUGUGUGUGCCGGGGUUCCUGGGUGGGGCCAUGCUACUGGUGGUCUCACAGAACUUCAAGAACCCGUUCGCCCUCUCAACCGCCAUCAUGGUCAUGCCAGUGGUUUUCUUCCUGGUGCUGGCAAUCGGCAGUAUCUCACUCGAUCAAGCGCGUCAAGACGGAUGGGUCGACCCCGUGGAGAAAACUGCCGAUAUCUCGGAGCUCGUCAACCUCUUCGACUUCGACCUCGUGCAUUGGGAUCAGAUCCCCAACCAGGUCGUCACGUGGAUCGGUAUGGUCUUCAUCGUCGCCAUCUCGUCCAGUCUCGACGUCGUCGCUAUUGAGAUUGACAUGGGGACCAAACUCGACAUCAACCACGAGCUCAAAACUGUAGGCUGGUCCAACGUCGUCAGUGGAUUACUCGGUGGCUACACGGGGUCCUACAUCUUCGGUCAGACGAUCUUCACCUGCCGCUCCAAGACCAACUCUCGGAUCGUCGGCGUGUGUGUCAUCCUGGCCGAGAUCGCGAUUGUUGCUGUCCCAGUGUCCGUCAUGAGCUACGUGCCUCGGUUCUUCUUGGCGGCCACACUCUUCUUCGUGGCCUUGGAUCUCAUGCUCGAGUGGCUGGUGCUGGCAUAUCGGAAGAUCUAUAUCCGAGUUCCUAUCGUGCACAACAACCUCGAUUCUUCCGUAGAAGAUCGGGACCUUAUUGAGAGCACCGUUCAGACCAGAAAACACGCUGGUAUUGCACAUUUCGAGUUCGGCGGAUAUCUAUUCUUUGGCUCUGCCGUCCAGAUCCUGGACACCGUGCAGAAAAGUGUCUACGUUCGCAGGAGCAACAGUGCCAAACAACUUUCGAGCAACGUCAACUACAUGGAUCUACCACUCUCUCAUGACUCAAGUCUCCUUCCGAUCCGCGAUGCCCCAGUUCAUUGCUUAGACGGAACCCCAGCCCCUAAUGAGCACGUUUCACCAACGCAGUACGUCGUCAUGGAUUUCACUCGUGUCGCCGGCAUGGACGCCACGGCAACACGCGGCGCCUUCCUCAUCCUCAAGAAAUACUGUAAGAACCACACUAUUCCCGUCGUCUUCGCUAAUGUCUGCCCUGAUAUCCGCUCGUUACUGAUCAAGAACGACGUCGCCAGCACCACUGACUUCUUUCCUACGGCCGAAUCUGCAUUUGCCUUCUGUAUCGGUCAGGCGCGUCAGGCCGUGGAGGGCGCCACGUUGAAGCUGGAGCAGUUCCAGCGCCAAGUUCUCGCCAUCAAGCGCGUGUCCGUCGCCUCCGGUUCCGUGGAUGAAGACCUGCACGACCGUAUUCGCUUCGCCUGUCUUUUACAAGAAGAAAUCGCCAAGGCGCUGGCCCGCGUACCUGUGGACGCUGCCAACUCUCUCAUUAAGCGAAAAUUGUGCAAAGACUUUGAGAGUAUUUCGAACCAAUUGGAGACGGCUGUGCUGCGCGUCUCGGCGCGCGAACAGGAGCAGCAACAAGCGCUCAAAGACCAACAGCAGGACGGUCGCAUCGUGGCCGAGCACCAGGGCCAAGUGUUUGAGUUUGCAGAGCUUGAGAACGAGAUCGCGCACAACGAGGCGCUGAUCGAGGAGCGUGAACAGGACAUCAACAAAAUCCACCAGAGUGUGGCACAGGUUAACGAAAUCUUUCGAGACUUGGCCUCCAUCGUGCAGGACCAGCAAGGAGCUAUCGACGAUAUUGAGACUCACGUGCACGAGAGUAUGCAACAGACGCAACAAGGUCUGGACGAGGUCAAGAAAGCUUCAGAUGCACAGGGGUACUGCACGAUUCAAUAG